AUGAGCCGCAAAGCGGCAGGAAGUUACAUGACACCGUUUGACUGCAGAUUAAGGUUUCUGAGGAUCGACCCUGGCACGGUGAGUGUAGCUUCGCAGACUGAUCCUGUGGUGGCAAAGAAUCGCCCAGAUCAGUGGUCUGUCAUUUUUAGAAGUUUUCAGUUUGGACUCCGCCUUUCGUGCUGCACACAGAUCAGUGCUUUAGACCUGCUGAAGCGAUAUGUUCGUUGA
This is a messenger RNA of Cladocopium goreaui, 228 nucleotides long. The record is from the annotation of a GenBank genome assembly. Lineage: Eukaryota; Dinophyceae; Suessiales; Symbiodiniaceae.